GUCGUCUGAUCGCGGUUGGGCUUUUAUUCGUCGUCGAGCUUUCGUGCUGGAGCGUGCGCGUCUCUCACCGUAGCGAAAUAAAAAGAGAAGAAAAGAAGAAGAGAGCGGUCUCGUUCGCGUCCGGCCGGGUCACCACGUACUAAUCUCACAAGUAGCAGAGACGCUGUAUCCAGGAAGACUAGAUAUAGGAUCGUUUCGCACGCGAAAAUGUAACGAUCUCAGUAGUGGGGCCGGUUGUCUGGAAAAUUGGUUUAGACAGAAAGGGAGAAAGAGGUGAUAUCCCUUUCCCCGCGUCGCGGCUCGCGAGUGAAGCAUCUUGCAGAGGGGAUCCAUGGCGUGAAGCAUCGGUUGGUUCAUCCAACUAUUUCUACACAGAAGUCUGAAACUCGAAAAAACUCAGGAUGCACGCGGUUGGAUUGCACUCGGCGCUGGCCAUCAAGCGUCAGAGAAAACGCCGGGACGAGCAGCGUCGUGCCCGCGAGCGUCGUUAUAGCGCGCAAUCGGGCGAGAGCGGCCUGACGUCGCCCAGGGCUUCGACCGGUUCCUUGGAUCAACAACCGAGACACCAUAAAACCGGACAUCCGAAUCGUUCUGCCGGCCAGGGUAUGUUGGAUUCGAAGGUGGUCACGUCGGUGGGAAUGCUUCACAUCGGCGUGGUCUUCCUGGUAUUCGGUGCUUUUCUUCUGAUGAGUGGCCUGUUGCCGGGAGAUCUCGCCCAAUGGGGAACCAAAGCGUCUGGAGGCUGGUGGAACGAACUGGUAGCCAUAGGUCUGUUCGCUAUCAUCGUCGGCAUGUUCCUCAUCAUUUUGAACAGGGUGAUCGCGAAGAAGGAAGAAAACGACCUGGAAGAGUACGUUCAAAGGCAAUUAACCAGGUCCAAGUCGGGACACAGACUGGAGAGAGACGCGGAAACUGGAGGAUUGACCACCAGGCAAGCCAGAAGAGCGAGGCAACUGCAACAACAGGCAGCUACCGCUGCAUCUAUAGAAACGGAGAACGAGAAAGAGUCUAGUUCUCCACCGAGAAGUCCUCCGCCUGCUUAUUCGCCGCCACCGACGCUCAACGGGGAUCAGCAGACUGCUCAGUCCGCCCUAUACCUCGAACAGAUCACCGAAGAGGAGAUUAUCAGUGACCGCGUAGAAACGUCGACCACUAACAGCCUGAGUCCCGGUUCACCGAGCGAGACCAGGGAAUUAUUACAGAAUCCUCGCCAUUCGAAGCAAAACGGCAACCCUCAACAGGUUCAUCGGCCGCUUUACGUGUCCAGGAUUUAAAUUACGAGAGAAAGUUCGGAGCCCGUUCUGGCUUGAAGUUUGUACUAUCGCGAGGAUCUCAUAUAUAUCGGGAACAAACUUGAGUAGGCGGUUUCUGCGACGGCGACGAUGAUGACAAUGGGGCGGCGUUUUUACAAUUUGGUAUCGCGAGAGCUUCGAACGUGUUUCGAUCGAAUGGGUAACAUCUUGGAAGGCGUAGUUUAUCGAUGGGAUUUGUAAAUGGUUUUGAAAUUCGAGGAAAGGGAAGAAAAAAUAUUUAGAAACGAGAAAUUGAAUCGUCCAGUUAAGAGAUUUUCUUUGGAACGAAUUAUCGGUUACGAUGAACUAAGACACACGAGCCAAUAUCGAUAGUCUGUUUUUCGAAGUUAUCGAGAUUUCGUCGAUUUCUUGUAGCAGCCGUUUAAAUUUAAAUAUCUCACUACUGUCUUACAGCUGAUUCGAUUCUUCCCGUAAGCUAUCAGUAACGAGGGAUUUUUCUUCCAAAACAAGGAUCUCGUCGUUAAACGUUCGCAAAACCUGAUCAAUGGGACCAAGGUUUCGUGCGUGACAUCAAUUUUCUUUGAACCACUUAAACAAAACGCAACACUAUCAUUCAUCAAAUACGAUAAGAGAUUAUCAAAGUACGAUUCGUCAACGAAAACAUUCCCGUAACAAAAUUCAUUGUUCGACACGUCGAGCGUUUAACAAUUCCAUUAAUCGAACUCUACGGUUCAACUUUGCGGAUGCUGAAUGAGGGCAAUCGACCGUAAAACAAGCAACUAAUCGAAAGCAUCUCAAUCGAACUACCAGUCGACGAAAGUGUAAUCUACAUAGUCGAAAAUGCAAUUUCCCGUGCGCUAAUUUCGAUUCGAGCACAGCCGCCUCUAUCUCCUUGAAAGUUUCGUAUUCUCGAGGAAUCGAGUUUCACAGAGCGUAUUCACCGAGCAUUCCACUUGGCGCCGAACGCAAUUCUGCCCCGGGCAAUUUCCCGUCAGGAAGUCCAGCGGGAACCGAUACCGGCUCCUGUCUACAGGGGCAACGUGUCUCUUUGUGUAUACGCUUCGGUUGUUACAAGGAAAGGGAAAUUUAACAAGAUACAGAGAGAGAGAGAGAGAGAGAGAGAGAAAGAGAGGGAAGAAGAAAUCCUUCCUAGCGAACGCUCGAUAGGAAAUCAAUUUCCUCAACGAAUUACAGCGGUGGUGAGAUCGUUAUUCGUGACAUUGUCGCUGCUUGUAGAAAAUGAUCGAGAUCUCGAUAGUUUCAGCUCAGACUGUGAGCUGAGAAAGUCAAGUUUCCCCUGUUACGGUGCGAAAGGUGCAACGACACGUGUACAGUUUUUGAAUAGUUUCCUUAUAGUUGUUCAGACCUGCUGCGUUCUUUGCAUCUUUUUAGAUUCGAAUUUAGAUUGAGUAAAAAAAAAAAAAGAAAUAAUUUCUGGUACGCACGAUGUCUCGUUUUAACUUAAAGUUGAACAUCUUCGUGAAAUAUCGCAAAUCUUUUUUAUUUGAUCAACGAGAACAAGAAAUAUAGAAUUCGGGAAUCGCAGCAGGGUUAAGAAUGGAAGUUUUUAAGACACGUUAAGAUUAAUCGUGUGAUUAAUCGUUAACCUGUUAAGGGUUAUUUAGCUUUCUUCUUUAUCAAGGUAUCGAUCCAAAAGACAGUGCAAGUAUGAAGAAUGUACGCGUACAAAAGGUAAGGACAAAGAAUAAGGAAUGUCACAAAAGAACUUUAUUACGAAAAUUAAGUUUGAAUAUCUUGGUAUACCUCUCGAAACAAACUUCGACGAAUUGAACUAUAUUCGUAAUAAAAUUUGUAGUAUCGUGAAAAAGUAAUUAUUUUAUAUCAAGUUAAAUACUACAGAAUACUGGGAGAAAGUAAGAAAUGUCCAAUCCUGUUAUUGUCGAAACAAAGAUAUCCGCCAAUUUUAUUAAUAUUUAGAUACUUUGUUCCUUUGUUCCUUGUUCGUGUUACGCAUGUCGCUUUAUUAUUUAGCGAUAUGCAAACAUACAAACAUGCAAACUUUCUGUUUUCAGUUAAUAUACCAGAUCUCCAACGAAUAUUUCUGUAAUUCUAAUUACGGUUGCUAACGACUAUUAGUCGACGAUAAAUAAAUAAAUAACAAUAAUAAUUUCUGUAAUUUUUCGUGUUCUAAGAAAACAUCUAAGUGCCAGUUGCCGUCAAAAAAUACGUCACAUCACCUUGAAAUCGUUUAAAAUAGACACUUCCUAUUCUUCUUUAUCCUUGUCUUUCGUACGUGAACAAUAUUACCAAUUUAAAAAUUAUUACAUUAUUUCUCUUCAAGAAAAAUAACGAUAAACUAGAGUAAUUAUCCUUCAUCGACUUCCAACAUCAGCAAAUUCGUUCCUGAGGAGGUUACCUCGUUUAUUGACCUCGACUUUUCUCGAUGAUGAACAUACGGAAGAGCGAAAGGGACGAUCCGAAAGUUUGCGGUAGGAACCACGAAAGCGAGAAAGCUAUUCGUCCAUCGAAGCUUCUGGUCAGAGUUACGAUUUCUCUUUUUUCGAAGAAAAGUUCGGAGAAGUCGCGGAAGUUCUCGACAGAACCGAUUUAAUCUUCGUUAAGUAUGAGGAAGUAAGUAAGAGCGAGGAAUCGAUCGAGUUGUCAGAUUUUUCAAGUUCUUUCGUGGUAUUGUCGAGGACGCGGAAGGGAAUAUUUUCGAGGCUGUUCGUGGCAGGCUUUGAAUCGUGCCAUAUUAUCGAGAAUAUGACAGGAUUUAUGUUUUGCGUGCGAUGGAGGUCCUCGUGGUGUACGUGUAAGGCGAAGACUAUGCGAAGAGUACCAUGAAGAAAUUCCGGAGAAACGUAUUGGUUCGCCAUUGAAAGAGGAAGUCGAAUAAUUAGAUUGCGUUUCAUAACCAUAAAACCACAUUCUUUUUUCAUUCACAGACUUUCGAUUAUUAUAUAUUAACGCGAUACGGAACGAAAUAUGAUACUUUAGAUCUUAAAAUUUAAUCAUUAUCGGAUGACAUAUUUGUGGUCCUUUGGGUUUCGAUCGUGUUUGUUCCGAGGUUUUGUGAACGUUUCACUUUUCUUCUUCUGGGCAGAGCUGAAACUGAAGUUACGAUGUCACUGGAUAUUUGUAUGCUCGCUAUGUACAAAAAUAUGACACGUUUGAAAUCGCAUUGAAAGACAAAUUGUCUUUUCCAACAUUGAAAUUUCAUUUGGAAAUCAUAAAAAGGCAGAAAAUUAGUUUAACCUUGUUUCGUAAACAAACUACGAAUGUUUGUACAAAUUCACUUUUUUCUGAAAAUUAUCAAAGAUAUAGAACGUGAACAAAGACACGCAUCAUUUUUGCUUUAUAAAAGAACAUUAUGUGCAUUCUUGUACACUUUGGCGUUUCUGAAUCUGCCAUAAAUGCAUGAACAGGGAUAUAGGAUCGAUGUAACAGAAUAUUCUGGUAUACGAAAAUUGAAUUCAAGAUACGAUAAAAUAGAAUUUUAACGAUAAGUUUUAUAAGUUUGUCCGUCCAAUUUUUUACAUAUUUCUAAACACUGUGUAUUUCUUGUAGCUUUAUAAAAAUUCGAAAUUUUACUGUGGUCUUAUAGUUAUGAGACGCAGCUUAUAGAAAGGAAAGGAUAGAAUAUCGCCAAACGCGAAGAUAUAAAACCAUGUACUCAAGGACCAAGAUAUAAUUAAUUCGAAAUGGUUGAGAUAGACAAUUUUAAAGAGGAUCUCGAAAAAGACGAAGAGAGAAUAGAAAAAUGACGGGCGGGAAAAAUGAUACCGCAUGAUGGCUGAUAUGUUUCUUCGGCCGCGGAAUAUCAGUAAUUGAAUUCAUCGAUUAAUCAUCUAUAUCCGAAAAAAAAUUCAAUUUAUUAGAUGUAUAAGAAACUAUACAGAGGUUUUCGACGUCAACAUACUCAUAUUAUACUUUAAUAUUUAAAUUGUAAGUAAAAACGGACCGGAGAUCGGGACUACGCGUCUUUAGAGAGUACGAUUUGUCGAAAACGAAUGUCCUUUAACGUUUAAGCAUGUCGUUCCCGAUAUCGAUGGUCUGAUAUCAGUAAUUGUAUAUGCAAAAUCCUUCGCGUUCUAAUCUAAUUUCACGAUUUAUUCGGUCUGACGAAAUAGGAUUAUUAAAAAAUCAUUUCGAUUUCGUGCGCGUAUAACAUUUAUCAACAAAAUGAAUAAAUAAGUGUAUCAUCCUGCCAUUCGUUUUAUUAGGUAAGUCGUCGAGUAGUAAAUUUCGUUUUGAGGUGAACGGUAUCAACAAGUCUGUAACUUGUUUCAUGUGAAAAAGUAAGAACUAUUUCGAAUCGAUGCAUAUCUCUUUUAUUUUUUUUUGUCAUUGUAUUAUCGUUAUUAUCAGGGUACCUUUGCACAAUGAUUUAUUAACUCUUUAAUAUUAGCAAAUUGAAGAGUCACGAGUUUCUCUUCCAUCAUUUUAUAAUUUUCCGUGAAAUAAUACGAUCAGAUAACAUGUAAUUUGUACAAUUUGCGUGAACAAUUCCGUUGAUUAAUUACUACAUUUGUUCCUGUGGUAUAAGAAAAUUUAUUACAGUCGAUAACUCGUGAUUUAUAAGAUUUCAUUAAUUUCAAUCGUGCAAGAGAAUCUAGGUUUUGUAUAAUCGAGUAAUAUAAUUUUUAAAUUUCAUUUAUAUUUAAUAGGAAUGUUUUGCCACGCAUCGCAUAAUUAAUUAUUCUCCUUAUCUCGUAUUUCAUUUUUUGAAGUAUUUUUCAUACGUGCAAUAAAUUUCCUUCGUAAUAUCCUCCAUUUUCGCAAACUUGUACGAAAUAUCAUGUUUUUAUUUUUCUCCCAAAAGAUUUAUUAAAUCUACAACACAGUAUGAAAUAUGUAUUCAAUCGCGUCUGCGAGCACAAAACAAUUAUACAAUCGUUGAACGUGUCUCCUUUCUUUUUUGCUACAUCUGUCUCAUGUAAUCACUUAGCUAAUCGAUUUGAUCGGUAAGAAUAGCGAUAUUUAACGGAGAAUCGACGCGAUGAAACAAUCCGCUGCUCUCGGAUCACGAGAUCGCGUUAUUUUCAUCCCUUAAACAUUACAUUCCAAUUUUGCAUUGGAUGUAAUUAAACAUUGCGUUCAAAGUACUUACGAGUAGUCAUAUAGCCUUAAUUCUUCCAGUUGAAUUCACGGUUUUUCGUGAAAGAAUGGUCGAAUUAGUAGGAAGUUUAGGUAGUAGAGCAUCUAGUCGAGAGAGGAUACUUCAUUGUAGAAAGUGUCACGAAUCUCUACCGAUUUUUGACUAUAGUCAAGGUGUAAACUAAAAGUAUAAAAUUAAGGUCGUAAAUUGUAACAGAUUACGAAGCAUUUCAUUACAUUUUCCAUUACGUUCCAAAAUUUUUUCAAGAAGAAGCUUAGCGUUCUGUAUCACAAUUGAGAGAGAAUAAGAUUCGUGAAAGAAAACUGUAACGUUUCUACUUUUCCACACGUUAUAGUUUAGUCCAGAGAUAUCGAUCGUUUAGGGUAAUUCAAUCGCUCCAUCCAUUACGUUAAUCAGCUGUUCGUCUCUUUUUAACACCUCGAAAGGCUCUAACGGUAAGAAUGGAACAAAUAUUAUUCCACGAAGUGAUAUAGACAGAGAAUAUGAUAUUUAACAAAUUCGAGGCCGCUGAUUAUAUAUUACGUGACCCGUGGUAUUCUUCUAAGCUGUGAAACGAUGAAAAGCAGACAAAAAAUUUAUUGAGGAAGAUAAAAUGGUCUCGAAUGAUAUAUCACGUGAAGUCUGCUUCUAAAUUGGGAGCGUUCCAAUCUUUUAAAAGUCACUUACUUACAUUUUUUAUACACCAAUUAAUAUUCGAUUCUCUAUAAAAGGAGGUAAUAAAGUAUUUGUACGUGAAAAUGGUUACAUUAAAAGACGUUCUACUUUCAACACGACAUCUAAAAUAUAAAAUACAAUGUUCGAGUUUGUAUUAGGUCGUCCGAAAAGUUUCUUUCGCUUUUAAGAAAAUAGUGGAUGCACAACAUUUUCCGUUUUAUAUUAUUUUGUUCCAUUUUGAUCUAUCAAGAUAAAGAUUACAACGUUCGACAGAUUAGUUUUCAUGUUUGUAUAAAGAUGCGUCGUUGUAAAAGACGUAUCUGUAAAACAAAGAUACUUUUCGGACAACCUAAUACUUCCAGUUUCCUUUAAUGUUCUUCGAAUUCUUCAAAAUCGUAUCUUGCAAUAUAAAAUCUGGUGAAAAAUUAAUAUCGGUAUUCAACUUGUCGAAAGAAUAGAACUGUACUAUAUUAUUUUACAAUGUUGCGGUAAAUUUUCUAAAUGAUUUUUUCAGUUUUCUGUUAAUAAAAUGUUUCGAAAUUGCUAAUUUACGUGUCACACAGCUACGACACAGUAAUUGAAAACAUCAAUUUUCUUCCCCACGCGUAUCUUCGUUUGGGAAAACGACUCCCUGGUAUACGUAUACAACGUAUAAAUAAAUCACAAACUAUAGUUAUCGUGAAGAUACAAAUAAACUUCGUACCUUGUUAACCGUUAUCUUGUUAUAUCGUAUAUUCGCAGUGGCAAUUUCUAAAGCACUGUACACGAUAACAUUCUAAAUAUAAAAGAAGGUAACGAUUACGACUAAUGCUAUAAAACAUUCCAACUACAACAAGCAAGUUCUUUCAUUUUACUUAAUUACUUUGACAUUUUAUAGUUUGAUAAAACGUUAUGCAAGGAAUGUUACGCGUUUGUUAUAUCACGAGAUAUAUAUAAAUGUACUAUCAAAUACCAAAACUAUUUCUAAAAGUGGAAAUUAAGGCAGACUUAAGGUGAAAAACGAGUGAAUCAGAGUCAUUGGCAUUUAGGGUAACGUAGAGUUAUUCGACUCAGCUAAGUUUUUAAACCAUAAAAACUUCACUUUGAACAUUGAACAGAAUGAUCACGAGACGCUAUUAGUCUCUGUAACAACGGAAGUAUGAGAGUAUACCGCGUGCUUAAAAUUGAGCAAGAAAAAGCAUCAGGAAGAAAAUAAUCGAAACAACCGUAUGGAAAGAUACUCUACCAUACUUUAUAGCAGGAUCUCGAUCUCGAAUUCGUUAAUAUACUAUCGAAGGAGAAAUUGGGACGUGUAACGAUAAGAAAGUACGUAUUAUCUGUGAUGUGUUUGCAACCUAGUUGAGGCACAUAGUGCGGCCGUGAAAUGGGUGUGGUAUCUGACGUGGCGCAAGAAAUAACCCUGGACGAUCGAAAUGUUAAGGGGCGAUGGUUAAACUUGAAAACUGCGUCGAGAUUCGUGCACUGUAUUUCGUAUCUUUGUAUUUCGUUCAACGACGUCGUCGUAAUCUCGACGUUAGUUAGAUUUACGCUGCGUGUAUCAAGUGCCGCUUUUCUCUCAUGAGCGUAUUCAAUCUCGAGAUUUUCGAACCCAUGAACGUUAACAUUUAACUAUAAUUAGUCGAGACAGCUGCAAAAAUCUUUUCCGGCGUCCUGAUUUAUCGAUAGGGGGGCGUCCAUUGUCCAGUGACUGAUAGCGCAGUACAUGUUAAGAUAGUCUGUAAUUUUAAUAUGCUAUAUUCCAUUUUGUAAUAACUUGGGUAUUUAAUUACAUAUGCUAGCUUUAGACGGCGAGAUUUUCGAAAACGACCCGAUACGCGAUGUUCAUUUACAUAUGUGUGAUUGAUAUCGUAAUUAUGCCAUAACGGUCACACGAAUGGUGUACGAUUAAAAGACAGGAAGCGAAGCAGAAAGAAAGAAGAAAAAGCGAAAAAAAAAGAGAAAGACACGACGAACGAGAGUGGAAACGAUUUCUUUCUUUCUCUUUUUCUUUUCUUUUCGCGAAUGCAUUGAGAACGACGUUCCCUGUUUUCAUCGAUCGGUCGUUUUCGAACGUCUUCAAGAAGAAAUUGCCACGCUCGGGCGCUACCAUUCUGUGAUCCAAUGAAAAAUUAAUUAAUUAAUCUCAUACCGAGAAAACGUGAAUGAUGUUCUUUCGAGGAAUCUUACUCUGUACAUAUAUUAUAUUAUUAUACAUCUCUACCUUUUUUAAAUUGGGACACCGUGUAUUUAUUAAGAAAAGAGAGAUAGAACGAAGAAGGAGGAGAAAGAAGAAGGGAGACAGAAAGACAAAGAAACGAGAUGAACUAGUGAACGAAAUCGAAAAUAAACAUAGAAACAAGUGGUGUCUCCACUUUUUCCAUUCUACGCAAUUCAAACUUUUUGUAUACUCUUGCAAAGCUGAAGAAAAACAAGGGAGAAAGAGAGAGAGUGAGAGUGAGAGAGUGAGAGAGAGAGAGAAAGCAAGAGAGCGCAAGAGUAAAAAAGAAAGUAACACGAAUGAUGAUAAAGAAACGAAUGCCGUGAGUAGAGUUAUGAGAGAAGUAAGCAUAAAAGACAAAAAGAAAAAACAAUGAAUAAAAAGAAGGAAGAAAAUUAGCGAAGCGAUUUGGUUCGAUUGAAUGUUGAGUGAAAGUGCCUUUUGCGAUGUGUUUCGUAUUUCGUAUAGCUUUUCGUCGUUGAAGGGAACCGAUUGCUUUCGAUUAACAAUUCUGUGCCAUUUCCACUUACUAUAAAGCAAGAAUUGUAUGGGUAACGCGUAUUUAUGAAAUAUUCGAUAACGAAAGGUGAAACCUUAAUUUUCCUAAUUUUUCACGUUUCAUCGAUCGAUCGAUAAAUCAAUUAUUAUGUAAACUAUUGUGUAUAAUACUUCGACGUAUAGGGUGUUUCGCAACAUAUGACAAAAUGGUCAAGUAAUAACAUAUGGUUUUAUUAUCAGUGUUAUUGCUGUUGUGUAAUAUUUGGUUCAUUCAGUCACUCGAAUUAUUUGGUUUUGUAACACAUAACUCUCCUCGUAUCAUACCUCUAUGGUAGUCGUCGAAUUUUUGUUAGUUCCUCCAAGUGCCAAUUUCGCUUAGAAUAUAUCGUCCAAUGUUUCUCAAACAUCCUGUACAGGUUUAAAAUAUAUUUAAAACGUGAACCAGCAAUUAUCAACAUUUAAAUACCUUAACAAAUAUGCGUAUAAUUAAUCUGCAAGCGCAGGAUGUUAUAAUAUUCUACACGUUAAUGUACGAAUUACAUCAAACUCUGUAAAUGAAAAAAGAAAUAAACGGAACAACAAGAAUAGGACAUAAACUACAGAAAAUACCAAGAGAUAUGGUUAAAAGCUUGCAACAAAUAGGAUCAAGGAACGAGCUACACAAAUUAAUAUAAACUCUAUAAAAUCAUAUUUGCCACAUACCGUGCAAACUUAUUCAAGAAAGUAUUCCAAUCUUCUAGAUUCAUGCGAUAUUUCAAAUACAUUUGAACAACGAUAAUUACUGGUUCAUCUUGUACAUUUUAUACGUUCGAAGUUACGAUACUUACUAUUAUAACAUCGUUUAAGGUAAAUUAAAAGGUCUCUUUUUCGAACGAUUAAUUUUAUUCUACCAUUCUACCUUCGAAACUGAAAGGCUGAAAGCGCAGAUUAACUUUAAUCAUAAGUAACCUCUGCACUUUUCUCGCGUUCAUUUAAACGAUCUAUAUUGUGUGUUCAUCGAACGGUGGACUUAUUCUAUUAUACCAUAUCGUAUCAAAUUAUAAAGUUUUUUCUUUUUUUAUUGUUGUACAUUGUAAUGGAUUUUUAAGGCACGACAAAUCUCCCAUUAGGAAUACACGCUUCGCGUAUAUUCUACGAUCGGGGGAAAGAGGACGUUAAAUGGGGGAUGGAAAGUGCUAUUGAAAGGGACGGGUUCUACGGCACGUUAAUUUCAGGUACAGAAAUAUCUUAAAAUAAGUGGUACAAUUACAUUUAUGUAGUACCUUGCGCACACUUUUAGAGUGUGAAAGCUUAAAGCUUUAAAAUGGAGGGAGGAGAAGGAAUGAAAUUCCGUCUUAAAGUUAAGGGUCCCUUCCAAGAAUCAUCCAGUAUGUGAGAAUUUUUCGCUAUUCGAGGAUUUUUAAAUAAUUUACGUCGAAGAGUGGAACAACGAUAAUUUCAUUUGAAUAAUUCCUUCGCGGUUGAUUUUACACGCACCAAAUUGAUUUUGUUUUUUUUUUAAUAAAUUAGUACUUAUCCGAUACUGUACUGAUAAGACUGGUUUCAAAUUUUAGUAGAUUAUGUCUUUACAAGACUGAAAAUUGUGCGAGAAACGUGUUUCUAUUACUGACGAUUAAUAGAAAAUAAUUUUUCUCACAGGCUAAAAGGAAUUUGGUGCUGAAAGAGUUAAAAGUAAAAAUUAUUUGAUCAUUUCAUAAAAAAUUAUGCCCUGGUAAAAGCAAUUCUGUUCUUGGUAAAGAUUAAAUUUCCGUCGAAAAAUUUCUAAUAAGAGUACAUUCCUCUCGAUGAAAACAUUAAUUUCAAAAUUAUAAUGACAAGUUUAACAAGAGUUAGAUUUAACAAGAGAGAGAGUAACAAGAGAGUUGAUGAAAAGUAAUUUUACGGUCGAGGAGUAAAGGUAAGGCACACGCGAAAACAAAUUAAAAAUAUCUGGUUGUUCUGAAGUAUCUUGUUUGCUCUGCUACGUAAUUUCAUCCAGUUUUUUUUUCUCCUGAUAUAAUUAUAAUCAAGGUUUCCCAUGAAUAUGUAAUUUGCCUUCUUAAUUUAUGAACGCUAUUUAUAACGUUGUCUCGAUACCUUUAUCGUUAUUAUCGUAAAUUAUUCGGUGAUACCAAACUGGACAGUUGAAAAUGAUAUAAUAAAUUCUUAUUACAAUCGACAUAUUCGGACAAAAUAAUUAUAUGUCUUCCGAUAAAAUUAACGCAAGAUCUUUUCACUUUGAUCAAUUUUUCUUUAUGAGAUCAUUAAUUAUUUUCUAUAUAAUGUAGGUAAAUAUAUUUGUAACAUCGUGAAACAACAAAUCGCUCCUUUUCUUUCGUUUUACUUUUUUAGAAAUUUUUUUAGAAAUUUUUCUUUUAGAAAUUCCUUUUAGUAAUAUUUUACAUCGCGGAAUUAAAAAAAGAAUCUAACUUUUAAAAAAUUGUUUAACGUAUCUAGAUGUUAAGAGGUAAUACUCUUUUAGCGUAAACUAUAGUUUGGUGUCUUCUUUUAGUUCCAUACUUUUAAACAAAUUCUAUUUUUUCAUUUACAACCUAAUAUUGUUCAAUCACAGCAAUAAGCACAUGUGGCACAAGAAAGGAAUAUUUAAAAUUACACAUACUUAAUUCACAAUCUGCACAUAUGACUGUUGUAUUCAAACGGGAGAAAGGAAAUACAUUUUUGUGUUCUAUUUCAAUCUUUUCUCAAUAUUUUCUCUUAGCCUGCUGUAAUUGUUUCUAGAUUAUAUUCUUUAUUCGCAUUUACCACCUUACCACAAAACGUGCUUAAAUAUAGCAAAUAUAAAAAACAAAUUUAGAACUAUAUUUUGCUUUGAUAUCACAAGAAACAUCGACUCUCAAAGUCUUGCACCACACAGCAAAAUUUAUUUUCUAGUAUCUUCUACAUUUCGAUUACAUAUACCACACAUCCUUCUCUACAUGCCGAACAUUGGAAAAUCUUCUACGAAACCUAAGAAAGAAGGGAUAAUGAAAAAGAAUUAACAAGUAUAGUUGACAUCGACGAAUACUCACGAAGGGACCCUGAAACACGGAAUAUUCCAGAAAAAAAUUCGAAAGCUUCGCGGCGGAAUUAAAUCGAGCAUUUCUAAUCGGUAAUUUGAAAAUCGAGGCUCGUUAAAAAAGAUACUCGGCAGUUAAUUAGCGAGCGACGUGAAAGGCGUUUAUAGACGACGUGUCACUCGUCUCUUCGUUGUUGAUUCUCAUCUAUUAUACGAUCACACAGACGUACUUACGUCCAUCGAGAGACUCGUGGAUGUUUUAUUUCUGUAUGCGAACCGUCUCGUUCGCCUCAAGGACUAAACUCGACGAUGAAACUGGCGUUUUAUUCGCUGCGAGAAUGGUCCCAUUGGGGUGGUAAUAGACCCGCGAAGUUCUUCGUUCACGGCAUAUCGAUUCGAGACUGGAAAGGAUGGCGGAAAAGCUUAGGGUAAGCAGAGGAGAGAGGAAUUCCCUCGUGUGUGAAACAGAAUUUCGUAGUAAUAAGGAAUCCGUCGAUCUUUAGGGGACGGAUAAGCAACUCUGUAUCGGCGUUUCCUUGUUGGUCGCGCUUUGAAAGAUCGAGAAACAACAUUUCGUGUAAUUGAUUAAGAAAGCGUGUUUAUUUCUACGAAGAGUAUUUAGUGAGGGAUAAAGCGUAGACUGAUAUGGAAACGAAUCACUUUUUAAUCGGCGAGAAUACGUAAUUACGAUGUUUUCUCAUCUCGCGAGGUUUUUCUCCUUCGAGUUGGAAAUCCAAAGAAAAAGACUCGUCUCUGACUAAUCGUUUCAGUGUUUGCUAUAAGAUAUACAUUUGUAAGAAGGGAAUGUGCGUGUGCGUGUGUAUACCAGACACACAGUUUGUCUUUUGUAAUUUUUUUCGACUCGAAGUAUGCACGUCUAAUAGUUGUAAAAAUAUGAGAAAUAUAUGUGUUUUAUGUAAAUGUGCUAAAUAACCAUUCACGAAGCUGAGACGACAUGUUAUACAUUCAAGAGAUCUCUUAUCCUAUACGAUGUAUGAAUACGUUGUGUGAACACUAGUGACACGGAAUCAGAAUUGAAUUGAAUUAAACAUGGUAUUCGUUGAAUACGAAUGAUUUAACAUGGAUGUGCGUAUUACGGAUUAAACACAGAAAUGGUAGUUUUUAAAGAAAAGAAAAAAUAUUGACUUUGGAUAGAGGAAAGGAUCAGAAGAACGUAAUCCAUUCGAACGUAAAGUAAUUUUACGCGUAAUCUUACUGUAUGUACAAGUUCUAUUAGGACGUAAGAUAGACGAUAAGAAUUAUGGAGUAUGUGGCUGAUUGUGGACAGCGACGAUCUUUAUCAUUGUUAUAAUUAUUAUAGCUCUUGCAUACACUAUUGCAAUACGUAUUACUACUGCAACUAUUAUAAAUAGGAAUUAAUAAGCUUUCUUAUGCCGUUUCUCUAUUGUACCACUUAUAUACACCUGAUGCACGACUUUUCGAGAAUAAAUCUUUAUGAAACGCUCCAGUCUUUGUAA
Molecule: messenger RNA, 14155 nt
Organism: Bombus pascuorum
Lineage: Eukaryota; Metazoa; Arthropoda; Insecta; Hymenoptera; Apidae
Exons: 2
Coding region: 402-1274 (290 amino acids)
Source: RefSeq, a predicted model, not a curated record